Molecule: messenger RNA, 1252 nt
Organism: Balaenoptera ricei (Rice's whale)
Lineage: Eukaryota; Metazoa; Chordata; Mammalia; Artiodactyla; Balaenopteridae
Gene: LSM1
Product: LSM1 homolog, mRNA degradation associated
Exons: 5
Coding region: 395-934 (179 amino acids)
Biological process (GO): deadenylation-dependent decapping of nuclear-transcribed mRNA
Cellular component (GO): P-body; Lsm1-7-Pat1 complex
Molecular function (GO): RNA cap binding
Source: RefSeq, a predicted model, not a curated record
GGAGUGGAAAGACGGAGGUCCGUGACUCUGGGGUCUGGGAAGCAGGAAAACGAGGGGCGGCACCGUGUUCCUUUGAAAGGGAGAACACAUUUCCCCACUGUCUAUCCAAUCUAGAUUCCUCUUCCCCUGUUAUCAAGGAUGCGGCAAGCGUAUCCCAGGACCGCGCUACGGCCCCGCCUCUUCUUGAGGACGGGCACGUGAUGCCGGAAGUGGGUGGGGGUAAUAUGGUGGCGUUUCCGGCAGGCCCCGGCUGCUGAAAGCCGGGGCAGGGGAGUUGGUCCGGGUCCGGGUUCCUGUCCCGGUCCCGCCGAGGCGGCGACUGCGAUAGGAGGAAGGACGUGUUGGACGCGCUGGCCCACCGCCACUAUACAUUGCAGCCUUAUCUCAACUCAAAAUGAACUAUAUGCCCGGCACCGCCAGCCUCAUCGAGGACAUCGACAAAAAGCACUUGGUCCUGCUUCGAGAUGGAAGGACGCUUAUAGGCUUUUUAAGAAGCAUUGAUCAAUUUGCUAACUUAGUGCUACAUCAGACUGUGGAGCGUAUUCAUGUGGGCAAAAAAUACGGUGAUAUUCCUCGAGGGAUUUUUGUGGUCAGAGGAGAAAAUGUGGUCCUACUAGGAGAAAUAGCGGGAAGGGGAAAGAAUGGCUGCAGAAGAAGCCUUUCUGUUAACUUUCCGAGGAUGGGCUCAACUUCACUUGGAUCCUUAGCUCCCAGCCAAGGCGGAGAGGUACCUGUUAUGUGUGUCAGGAAAGCCAGCUGGCAGGACUUAGAAAAGGAGAGUGACACACCCCUCCAGCAAGUGUCUAUUGAAGAAAUCCUAGAAGAACAGAGGGCAGAGCAGCAGACCAAGCUGGAGGCUGAGAAGCUGAAAGUCCAGGCCCUGCAGGACCGAGGCCUGUCCAUCCCUCGAGCAGAUACUCUUGAUGAGUAUUAAGUCUUCUGCUCAGAGGCUGCAGCUCUUGGGGAGCAGGAGCUGUCACCAAACCAAGUGACACAUUUGACGAGAGACUGCAGAGCUUUGAAAAGUCAUUUUUAUUUGGAAUUCUUUCACAUAUGCAACAUGAAGAAAUCAUGCGUUUUGUUUCAUUUUUUUUAAUAACAAAAUCAUCAUUUAAAGAAACAGUGGCAUGGACUCCUUUCACACGUCACUGUGGAGCCAGCAACUACUUCUUUAUAUUGCUCUUCUCACCCCAAAUUAGUGGUUACAGGGAAUAUUCUUCAUUUGCUUGUAAAUAAAAUAUGAAUCUCAAAA